CAGCACUCCUCUGCAGCUCCGGGCUGCCAGUGCCAACGAGCACUGAGAACCGUCGGGUAGUGGGCGGGAGAGCCCAGCUCCGCGUUCGGCGGCGGCGGCAGCGGCAGCGGUGACUGGAUCUGUCAGUCAAGGGCUGGAGGCGCGCUCACUGCUCGGUCUGCAAGGUAACCGGAGCAACCGGGAGCGCCGCCCUCCCCUCACACACUCCUGCUAGAUCGGCGGGUGCCGCUCCGACAAUCGGGAGCGGGGAGGGAGGAUGCCCCGGCGGUCUUGAGGGGAAAGCAAUGUAGCUACAAGUACCGACCCCGGGCAGCACCGACGUGUGGGAGUGGCACUUGGAGGAGCCCAGCAGGGCUGAACUGAUAGGCAACCUGGACCAUGGCGACUCGCAACCUCACCGACUACGAGCGUACGGAAGCUUGGCUCGAUGACAAUUCAGACUUUGCACAUUCAUACUUCGUUCGGAAGGCCACCAGGCAGUCUCAGUUGGAAGUUACUCCCUGAAAGGUUGGAGAAAAUUUGAUCUUGAAUUCCAAAAGAAAUUAGUUGACUGUUUGAAGGAGAGAAGAAAAAAAUGACGACUGGAAAAGAGCUCGGGGAAUGGACCUGACUGUAUAUAUUACAGAAGCGUUAUCUGAAGCUUGUUUUGGGGUCCAAGCAUGACAACAAGAAGUGAACACACUGGAUCAGUGUUGAUGCUCAUAGACACAUGGAUGAAUUCAGAAGAAACAGAGAGAAGUUUCUCCUGUCCUUGCGGUGCAUGUGUGUACAAAGCUAAGCAGGGAGUUAAACCCCACUCAAAAGUUACCUGAGCCGGAAGGGUUUUUAAAGAAAAAAAACUUGUGCAACUACAGAAAGUUUAAGUAAAAUAUGUACUAAAUUCAAUACAGAAUCUUUAUUCAUGUGAAUAUACUAAUGCUAUCAAUUAUUCUCACGAUCAGCGUUAACCAAGGAAAUUAUGUUUAAGGCAGCCGUACAGGAAGUGGCAUUUAUACAAAAUGAACAGCACCUCUAGCAGCCAGAACACUCCCCACCUGACAUCCAUAAAAUGUCAAACUUAACUACAGAAACUAAAGGUCAAAUGAGUAUUUUAGAUUGGAUUAUGACAAUACUCAGUCCUCGUUUAUUGUUAUUUAGAAAUGCAUGCAUGCAUUAAGAAAUGAUACAAUGUUCCUCCAGCGUGAUGUCAUAGAAAAACAGGACAAACCAAAGGCUAACACUGACAGAACCACAUAAUUAUAACAUAUAGUUACAGCAGUGCAAAGCAAUACCAUAAUUUGAUAAAGAACAGACUAGGGGCAUGGUAAAAAAAAAGUCUCAAAGUCCCAAGUCCCUGAUAGCAGGCGGCAAAGGGAGAAACUCCCUGCCAUAACCUCCGGGCACCAAUAGCUGCCGGUGCAUUGGAAGCACCCGACCACAGCCAACACUGCGUUCGUCCGUCCAAAAACUUUGAGCCUCCGAACAGCCCCUCCGAUAUAGCCUCCCGAAUGCCAUCCUCUGCCAAUUGCCUUCGACCUUGCCCCGGCCGCCAAAACAAGCAAAGCCGAGGAUUCAGGCCUUCUCCUCCAGAGAUUCUGGACCACACAGUAACAGCGGCAGCGAAGCGGGCAUUUCAGAAGUUUCUCCAUACUCUCACCUCUGUCUCCAUCAAAUCAGAUUUGUGCAUGGUCCCCUACUUGACAAAUAACAGACAUCACCACCGGAGUGGCCGUGCGUGCUGCGUCGCGCCGCCAUCUUCUCCUCCUCCUCCUUCAAUAUGUCUUUGGCAAAAGAAAGGACAGUCUCAAAGACUGGUCUUGAAACUGUCUUACUGCAUUAUUUUUAACCGUUCUUGCUUCAAAAAUGUCGGCCUUAAUGACAUACUUGUUCUUGGUUACGUCAGAUGAGCAGACUGGUGACAAGGUGCUAACCCAGAAUGAAGAUUGGGUGAGGUACCUCUGAGAUGACUGGUGUUCUCUUAAUAUGUCCUCCAAUAUUCACUGUAGCCCCUCAAAGUCAAGGAAGGGACAGAGUUUACUAGAUUUUCUUUGGAUUCAGUAAUGUUCCUGCUUUGUGAUGCACUGUAAUUUCUCUGCAUACACCUGUCUUUGAACAACAAGAAGGGUUCUAACGCUUGCCCUGUUCAGUUGCUCUGCACUGAGAAGUUACUUACAACUGUGCCAAACACUGCAAAAGCUUUCUUUGACUACUGCUACAAUCUUCUCUUUCAUAUAGGGAAAUGGUCAAUGCAUGGUUCGCAGAGAGAGUACACACUUCAAAUGAAACUGCAAGGGAUUUGAACUUAGUGCAUAAGAUGGCCCGGUCGGAGAGUGCAAUCCCAGGGACUCCUACCAGAAAAAUCUCAGCUUCCGAAUUUGACAGACCCCUCAGACCCAUUCUUGUUAAAGACUCUGAAGGGUCUUUAACGUUUGUCUUUGAUUCAGACAAGAAGGAUCAGAUGCUGUCGAAAGUCCGUAAACCUGGCUGUGAGGCCGCACCAGUCGACGACCAGUGCUCCAGACUUUUAGAGCUUGUCAGAGACAUCUCCAGCCAUUUGGAUGUCACAACACUCUGUCACAAAAUCUUUCUGCACAUUAAUGAAGUGAUCUCUGCAGACAGAUACUCACUUUUCCUCGUGCAUGAGGACAGCUCAAACGAAAAGUUUCUUGUCAGUCGGCUCUUUGAUGUUGCAGAAGGUUCCACUCCUGAAGAAGCUUCAACUAACUGUAUUCGCAUAGAAUGGAACAAAGGGAUUGUAGGGCAUGUAGCAGCUACAGGAGAGCCACUGAAUAUUAAAGAUGCAUACAAGGACCCUAGAUUCAAUGCUGAAGUUGACCAGAUCACAGGGUAUAAGACACAGAGUAUUCUCUCCAUGCCAAUAAAGAACCACAAAGGGGAGGUAGUUGGUGUUGCUCAGGCAAUCAACAAGAAAUGCGCAACUCAUGGAACGUUUACCAAAAAUGAUGAAAAGGAUUUUGCUGCCUAUUUGACGUUUUGUGGGAUUGUCCUCCACAAUGCCAAAGUGUACGAGACUUCCCGGCUUGAAAACAGACGCAAUCAGGUUCUACUUGAUCUUGCAACUCUGAUAUUUGAAGAGCAACAUUCCUUGGAAGUAAUUUUGAAGAAGAUUGCAGCAACUAUCCUUUCGUUUAUACAGGCUCAGAGCUGUACCAUAUUCAUUGUGGAUGACAAUUCUUCUGACUCAUUUUCCAGUGUCUUUCACAUGAAUUCAACAGAGCUAGAAGAUCCAGCAGAGUUCCAGAGGAGCAGGAACUACAAUAUAAAUAAAAUCAACUAUAUGUUUGCAAAAUAUGCUAAAAACACAAUGGAAACAUUGAAUAUUACAGAUCUUAGCAAGGAUAAAAGGUUCAUGUGGACAAAUGAAAAUGCAGAAAGUACAAACAAGCAAAUAAAAAGCUUGCUCUGCACCCCAAUUAAAAAUGGAAAGAAGAAUAAAGUUAUAGGUGUCUGCCAGCUGAUGAACAAAAUAGGUGAAACUUUUGACAAAAUCAAGGCCUUCAAUAAAAAUGAUGAACAAUUUCUGGAAGCAUUUGCCAUUUUUUGUGGAUUGGGCAUACAGAACACUCAAAUGUAUGAAACUGUUGAAAUGGCAAUGGCAAAACAGAUGGUGACACUUGAGGUACUUUCAUAUCAUGCAUCUGCUACUGAAAAUGAAACUGAGGAGCUUCAGGUAACAGCGGUCAAGACAGUACCUUCUGCUCAUUCACUUAAGCUUCUAGAUUUUAGCUUCAGUGAUUUUGACUUGUCUGAAGUUGAGACAAUAUUGGCUGCCAUCCGGAUGUUCACAGACCUGAACUGCUUACAGAAUUUUCAGAUGAAGUAUGAGGUUCUUUGCCAUUGGAUUUUAACUGUUAAAAAAAACUAUCGAAGACAUGUAGCAUAUCACAAUUGGAGGCAUGCAUUCAAUACCACUCAAUGUAUGUUUGCUCUGCUGAAGUCUGGCAGGAUUCAGAGCAAGUUAACAGAUCUAGAGAUUUUAGCUCUCAUCAUAGCAACACUGAGUCAUGAUCUGGACCACAGGGGAGUGAAUAAUGCUUUCAUAAAGAGGAGUGAGCACCCUUUGGCACAGCUCUACUGUCAUUCCAUGAUGGAACAUCAUCAUUUUGAUCAGUGCGUCAUGAUACUCAACACUCCAGGAAACCAAAUUCUGAGCAGCCUUUCUCUAGAUGAAUAUAAAGCUACACUGAGAAUGGUUGAGCAGGCAAUUCUAGCCACAGACCUGGCAGUCUACAUGAAGAGAAGAGAAGAAUUUUUUGAUCUGGUGAAAACUAAUCAAUUUAACUGGGAAGAUAAAAGUCAUAAAGAGCUGUUAAUGGCGAUGUUGAUGACAGCAUGUGAUGUGUCCGCAAUAACCAAACCCUGGCCCGUUCAACAAAAGACAGCUGAGCUUGUAGCAACAGAGUUUUUUCAACAAGGCGACAAGGAAAGGGAAGAGUUAAACAUCGAACCCAUUGAUUUAAUGAACAGAGAAAAACGUGAUCAGAUCCCUAGCAUGCAGGUUGGAUUCAUUGAUGCAAUCUGUAUUCAACUAUAUGAGGCUCUGGCAACAAUUUCUGAAGCUUGUCUCCCAUUGCUUGAAGGCUGCAGAAGUAACCGAAGGAACUGGGAAAUGCUAGCAGCACAAAAUCUAAUGAAUGGAGAAAAGAAAUGACAUGCAGAGAUGAGAAAGCAGAAAUUUGGUGUAAAUUUGGAGUUAGAAAGCCCUAAAAAAGAGUAGUAAAUAUUUUCAGUACUCAUUACUAGUGGGGUUAUAUCCAAUUCCACUUUGAUAAGCUGUUCUUUUAAUUUCAUUUUUAUCACGAAUACAGACCACAAAAUAACCUCCAUCUGCUGAAUGUACCUGUUGAAUGUACCUGAUAGUCAGGGAAUGAAAAGGCAAUCGUUUUUUUUCAUCUUAAAGUAGCCAACUUACAAAAUUGCCCUGAUAUUGUUCAUGUAGCAAGCAUGUUAAUAAUACUUAGUUUAUAUUUAAAUGUGGAGGUCAAACAUACAGUAAAUGCACUGAUCAAUGAUUAUUCAAAAACACCAUGAUAACCUGACACAUAUUUGCACAUUGAUUAAUCACUUUUUAUAAGUAACUCUGGCUUAUUGAAUUUCAGUUACUUAAAGUGGUUUGACUAUCAAGUUACUUCUUCACAUGCACAAAUUUUCUGUGAAGUUUUCACUGUGUACUUGAAUAUGCAAUUUUUAUUGGAUGUUCAUCUUUAGUGAAUGAAAGAAAAGCAGCAGCCUGGCCUAGAAUGUACGAUUUCCCUAGAUAAGAGCACUUUUUCUUUUUAAUUAAUUCUUUGGCUUCCAUUGAACAUAUUCACAUAUUAUUUAAAAGUACUAAGAUUAUGGUACACAAAAUUCUGUUUAUCUUUUGAUCUUGCAUGAUGGAAAAAUGACAGUCUGGUUUUAUAUAAGUAUGUUGCCACAUUUGAUGGCAUUUCCAGUGGUUUUAUUUUGGAUAGCAUGUUAACAUUUUCAAGGUAUAUAUAUUUUAAUGUUUGCUGUGGGAAUGCAAGGCUGGAGCAAAACAGCAUAACAAUUUAUUUUGCAAUUUUGUAUAUUGUAACCUGUGAGAUCGUGAAGAUGUUUUUGCUCAGUGUCUACACAAAUUGUAUUUAGUUUAGUUAUAAAUGCCAACUUAUGACAAAUGCCAAAAUAGCUGUAAUGCAAGUUAUUAAUACUGGUGCCAUGACUUUAUUCGCAAACCAGACUACUCUCAAGUGUGGUUUCCCAUUGGGAACUCAAGAUUAGUGAUCUAACCAAUUCAUUUUAUAAACUGUGUCAAUUAAUCACUUACUGUCCAUUGUAAAUCUUUAUAUACACGUUUGUAUUUGAAGUAAUUAGCUCAGUUCAAUGAUAAAAUUCACAUGAGCCCAGCCUCCUAAGGAAAUGUGAUAUUAUUGUGCAGGGUUAAAUUCCAGGCAACUUUUAAAAUUCAUUAUGGAUAGAGGCAUCUUUACUCGUCAUUUUCCAGGGCAAGUGAAAGAUCUUGUUCAGUGUCAAAACCUAGGGACAGAGAGGAAUUAAUUAAAAUAAUUAAUUUGAUACACGGAACACUCUUUCAUUUUGAAAUAUGAAGAAGAAAAUAAAAUGCAGACGUGUAUUCCAUCACACCAGCUCUCAUAAACAAAUCAGUGUGAACUACCAGAAAUAAGGAAAAGUUUCUCAGUUUAGGUAAGACACCCAGAAUAAGAAUAGGUGGAUGGUGCAAUGGUUGUUUGCAGCAGUAUGCUUGCUAUUACUUAAUAUAAUGCCUCUUUGACGUUAACCAAGAUGUAAGAUGCCUUGUGGCUUUUCCCAUUCUUAGUAGUCUGUCUUCUGUAGUAGGUAGAAAUCAUUCAAUAACGAUAUUCCUCGAAUGGUAAUACUAUAGUAUUAAGCUACCAUGUAUAUAACAUUGAAAUUAAUUUAGUUAUAAGUCAUAACCUAGAUAACUCAUGGCUACUUACAAGUGUAUGAUUUAACACAACAGUUAGUAAAUAGCAACACUAAAGAGGUUCUUUCAAUUAUGCUGAAACAGCAGUAGUGAAUAAUAUCUAUAAAUUUAAUUCACAAUUCUAAAGUAAUUCAUGGUUAAUGUUAUUCUAGAACCUUGUGACACUUUCCUCUACUGACUUGCUACUUCCAAGUCUUCCUGUAGAAUAUAGGUGAGGAAUGUCAUUUUAAAAUCAUCUUAAAUUGGUUCAUACAUUGAUUGAUCACUUUUUUAAUUCAUGAAACUUGAAGAAACAAUUAAUUCUCAAACUGUUACUAAGAGGAAGAGAACUCUUGAUUGCAGGUGCAACUCUGAAGUUAAGAUUGGCCAAAAAUGUUGGAAUGUUUCAUGAGGGCAUCCUGGUGAGAGUCUCAUAUGUGAUCAAACAGUGUGAUCAAUUUGUUGAAAAGAUUUAAAGGGGUAAUUUUAAAUAUAUUCUGCUGGGCAAAUAUUAAUUAUUUUCAUAUAUUACAUCUGUAGUACAAUAAGUUGUCGAACAGUUAUAUGGUUUCUGCAUUAAUGGGACACUGUAAGAAUGACAGUACCUGAUGAAAUUUUCCAUAACAUCAGUGGCAUCAGUGUUCAGCGUUGUAUUUCUAAGUCACAAAACUAACAAUAAAUACUGUUUAAUUUAGAUUUAGAUUAUUUGUAACUUUUGUGAAGUCUA
Molecule: messenger RNA, 7133 nt
Organism: Mobula hypostoma (lesser devil ray)
Lineage: Eukaryota; Metazoa; Chordata; Chondrichthyes; Myliobatiformes; Myliobatidae
Gene: pde5ab
Product: phosphodiesterase 5A, cGMP-specific, b
Exons: 22
Coding region: 2219-4651 (810 amino acids)
Biological process (GO): signal transduction
Molecular function (GO): 3',5'-cyclic-GMP phosphodiesterase activity; protein binding
Source: RefSeq, a predicted model, not a curated record